This is a messenger RNA of Gopherus evgoodei (Goodes thornscrub tortoise), 4305 nucleotides long. It is a transcript of the gene JOSD1, whose product is annotated as Josephin domain containing 1. NCBI's taxonomy places the organism in Eukaryota, Metazoa, Chordata, Testudines, Testudinidae. Bases 671 to 1279 code for a protein of 202 amino acids. The record is from RefSeq and is a predicted model, not a curated record. The transcript is spliced from 5 exons. Gene Ontology annotation, biological process: protein deubiquitination. Gene Ontology annotation, molecular function: cysteine-type deubiquitinase activity.
GCCUUACGCGGGGCGGGUUGGCCGCGCGCGUGCGCGGGGACACCUGGGGGGUGGCUGUUGAUCCGGGGAGGUCGGGGCCGGCAGGCGGAGCGUGGCAGGACUUGGCGAGAAGCUGUUUCCCUCCCCAGCCCUUGGCAUCUGCUUUUCAGGACUCAGCCACUCCCAAAGGGAUGGAGAAAGGCAGCUGAGACGCCCCCGAGGCUCCUGCAAACGGCCUCAGGGACUGGCCUCAUCUUACCUAGUUUGGCUUCCUGGGGGUGGGCAUUUCUUCCCAGCCUGCUCUGGAUCCUUUUUAGCAGCGCUACAGACCAAAGGAGAUGGAAGAAAAGGAGCGAUGUGAUAAAUUCCAGCUGGUAUCCUGAUGCUAAGUGGAUUUAAAUCUUAUUUUGAUAUUUUUGGGGGAGGAGACAGAGGGAAGGAAAUACCCCAACAGCAACUUUUUAUGGGGUGGGGGAGGAAGGGGGGAGGGAAAAAAUGUUACAGAUUCCUAAGUUAUUUUUGCAAGCAAUCAAUUACUAAACAAACUGAAGCACAAGAGGGUUUGCCAGCUGGAAGCAGGAUUUGCCUAUAAAAGAAGGGAUCAGUGGGCUCUUGUUUUGAUUGCAGAGAGGGGGAGAAACUUCAGACUCCUCUGUUUCUCACUAUCCUCUCACAACUACCCUAUGAAAAAAUGAGUUGCGUGCCAUGGAAAGGUGACAAAACCAAAUUGGAGUCUCCUGAGCCACCACAGCUGGCACCACUGUGUAUUUACCAUGAGAAACAGCGUAGGGAGCUGUGUGCUCUCCAUGCCCUCAAUAAUGUCUUCCAGGACAGCAACGCCUUCACCCGGGAAACACUGCAAGAGAUUUUCCAGAGACUGUCUCCCAACACCAUGGUGACACCGCACAAGAAGAGCAUGUUGGGAAACGGGAACUAUGAUGUGAAUGUCAUCAUGGCAGCGCUUCAGACCAAAGGCUAUGAAGCAGUUUGGUGGGACAAGCGCAGGGAUGUUAAUGUCAUUGCCCUCUCAAAUGUGAUGGGCUUCAUCAUGAAUCUGCCCUCCAGCCUCUGCUGGGGUCCCCUGAAGCUCCCCCUUAAACGACAGCACUGGAUCUGCGUCCGGGAGGUGGGAGGCACCUACUACAAUCUUGACUCCAAACUCAAGAUGCCGGAGUGGAUUGGAGGUGAAAGUGAGCUCAGGAAAUUUUUGAAACAUCAGCUGAGAGGAAAGAACUGUGAACUUCUGCUGGUGGUGCCAGAGGAGGUGGAAGCACAUCAGAGCUGGAGAGCUGACAUGUGACCUGGAUAAUGGGUGCCCUAGUUCUUUUCCUCUGGAACUUCCUUUCAUUGGUCUCUUUUCUUUCUGUAUUGAUGGUGCAAUAGGACAGUGGCAUAGGGUAUUGUGGGGGCCAGAAUGGAUGAGGAAGGAAGCCAGUCACUUUUUAAUGAGGAGGAGAGGAGAGUGAGCUCUAUGCUUUUAAGCUGAUUACCUUGCAUAGUGCUCUUUAAAAUAGGCUUUGGGGAUAGGGUGUUUGGAACACUCUGCUGAUUCUUCCCCAUACCCCAGUAUCUUAAAGACUAAUUGUGGUUGGACACUACUCCCUUCAGACUUAACAAAACUACUUUGGAUGGAAGGGGUCAAGCAUGCUGCCUCCUCUCUGAAACAGUCUCUAUCCCCAGAGCAAACUAUUCUGGAUACAUUUGUAAAUCAUGGGGGACUCUCAGGAAACUGUCGAACACUAGCAAUGGUAUGGUGCUCUGUAAAAUCUCCUGUUUAGUGAGGUUUUGUGCCAAGGGUUAGGGACAACCCAUCUUUAAAGAAACUCUUGGGAUAGGUUGGGGGAUUCUUCUCUAAUGUUUUUAAGGAUUUUGGUAUGCACAUGGCUUAGAUGCUUCUUUGGAUAGGGCAGGCUGAUUAGGGAGUAGAAGUGGUAACAAGUUUAGGCUGGUUCAGAAGCAUCACAUCUGGAGUGAGAGAGGCCACCGGGGGUUUUCGUUGGUGUGAUAUAUAACAUCUUAAUUGUUCCCGUAUGUGCACUUGUUAGUUCAGGAGCUGAUUGCAGAGAAGGGAAUGAAACUGAAGGUGUUUAAGAGGAAGGAGGGAGUCUUUCCCUCUUAUUUUCCUCCUCUAUGGAAGACUAGCCAUGGCCAUGAGAGAGGAAGAAACAGUGGAGAAACUCUUCUACAAAUAAACUAGGAGUUACGCAAAGCAAAAUCAAAAAGGCAUUGCAAUUCUAGACUUCUCUGCCUCCUAUCAUCAUUAGCAGUUACUGGGAGAGAUGUGUACAGGGUUCAUGAGAGAGUCUUCCUGAUGGUAAGGGCAGAUUGUCUAGCAUGGUAGCUGAAUCUAGUACUUUGGUUUUGGCUGACAGACAUUCCUGACUGCUUAAUCACCUCACCCUCCAUUCCCUCCUGCAGAGAAAAGUGACUAAGAGACAGGGAGACUCCAGUAGGAAUCUUUCAGGUUUUUUUUUCUGUGCCACCAGGUGCUGGGUGUAGUUUAAUCAUUCUUUCCACAGCAGAAAGAGGAAAGGGUGAGUUUGGGAUGAAUUUCACACUACUAUUGACUCUUCCUGGUCAAGCUACAUUACGACUGUUUCUCAUUUCCUAAUGUACAUGCUGUCCUAGUUAUAACAGCAAGUGUAGAACAGUGAUGGAAACCACCCUGGGUAAGCAACUGUCUGAAGCUAAACUUACAAACCACCAAAGCCUUCCCUUUGCAACAGAAAACAGAGGCCAUGUGGCAACAGGACAAGAGUGGUGGUGUGGUCAACCCUGGACAUCCUACAGUCACCAUGCUGCAGCCUCCUGAUGACACAUUGGCAGUGGCUCUUCUGCACGUUCUACAGUCCAAACUCAAUGUGUCUAUUUCUACAAGAGCCCUACUUCCUUCUUACCACCACAUUCCAAUGACCAAAACCAGCUGGCAGAAAUUUUAAACACAUCACAAGCAGGAAUUCUGCUUAUGACUUGAAGCCAUUUUCUAAAAGGGAAGGGGGAAAAAAAAAUCAACAGCAAAAGAAUUUUCUAUGCUGAUUAAAAUCGCACUUUGGAGAGACCCUGUUUGCAUGGAAGCCGCAAGCCAAUGGAUCAGUGCAUAAUAUGCAAAGAUGUUUUAAAAACAUGGUAGGACUGCCUCCCUAUAUUUGUAUCUAAUGUCACUGCUUCCCCCAGGGAAAGGGUGUGAUCCAGCUGCUCAGGAAAAGGGAAACUGUAUGAUCACAUCCCUGGGGAAUAGUGCUGUAGUGACAGAGGGAGGGGAAACAGACUAAUCCCACUGCUUAGGAGUGGGGAAGCCCGAGUUUGUUUUCUUGCUUGUUUGGUUUUGUUAUAGCCUUGUCUUGGGUUUGUUUACAGAGAUGUAUUUUGUUUAACCAAAUAUUAAAAAUGGAAAAAUCUCCAUAUAAAGCGUCCUGUCACUUCUGUGUGUUCAGCUGAAUUGUUCUGUAACAUGGUAUGUAAAAACAAAAAUAAAUUGUUCUUUGUUAUGAAGUUGUGGCCUUCUUGGGAGACACCACCUUCUGAGCUCUGAUAUGGAACCAUCUAGUCGACUAUAGGUAAGCCUAGGAUACCACUCCUGAGACAUUGCUUUAAGUUAUCCAAAACUUCUCACCUAUCUAAGCUGUCUUAAGGUGGAACCAUCUCAUCUCCCACCCCAUCAAGCUAACACUGUGUACAUACAACUAGAUGAUAACCACCUAUCUGGGUUCAAAGCUAUAACAUCUACUCUAAUUUUCCAUUAGUAUCUGGCUGGGACAAGGGAUGUCUACUAAAUACACCAUGUUUGGGUUGAAUUUAUUUAAUACUUAAUACAAAAAAGUAUGCAGCUGACUUCUGAAAUGUAGUAGUUUUAUGAUGCAAACAGAAUUGACCCAGGCACAGUCUUCAACCAAAUGUGCUCUCCUUUCCUCCUCCAACAAAAGAGAGUGCAAGGAAAAUAUUUGAAAACAAGUUUUCCCCACAGAACUUCGAUGAAACUUACUACUCUGCCUCUUGGUAAAUAUACACCUUCCUUUCUAUUAGUGGCCUCUUCUGGCCUUGAUUUAGCCAGGAGAAAUAGAGGUUUUUCUUUUGAUUUGCAGAAUUUACUGAACAAACUGGCCAAAACCUAACUUGUGGCCUAAGGUAAGGAGUCCACAGCAGGAGCUCUUCACUUUAAAGUCUCUAAUUGCUCACUGCAUGGACUCAUUGAAUAAAAGGAAAAACUUGUGACAUCUGGAGGGGAAACUACAGGAGAAGCCCAUCAAAAAAAAAAAAAAAGGAAAAAAAAAGGGUCCAGGAGAGGGGAUUUUGCCCCAUUAUGGAUAGGUCCGUGUCCCAAGGUUU